This is a messenger RNA of Carcharodon carcharias (great white shark), 1415 nucleotides long. RefSeq names its product transcription factor CP2 (gene tfcp2). Bases 195 to 1415 code for a protein of 406 amino acids. Gene Ontology annotation, molecular function: DNA-binding transcription activator activity, RNA polymerase II-specific; RNA polymerase II cis-regulatory region sequence-specific DNA binding. Gene Ontology annotation, cellular component: nucleus. Gene Ontology annotation, biological process: regulation of transcription by RNA polymerase II. The record is from RefSeq and is a predicted model, not a curated record. NCBI's taxonomy places the organism in Eukaryota, Metazoa, Chordata, Chondrichthyes, Lamniformes, Lamnidae. The transcript is spliced from 12 exons.
GGUUGGAUAUGGCGCGAGGAGUGUGAGCUGGAGAAAGCGGCUGUUCCUUGGUCGUUUUGCAGCCUCCCUGAUCGGCCCUUUCACUCACUCACUGUCCCGCACUGGGAAAACGGGCAUUGUUCUGAGCGUUUCCUCAUCCUGAGGAGCGCAGCUUCUUUCCAACCUGCAUUGUUGGCCUUUUAUUGAGUGCGGCCAUGGCCUGGGCGCUGAAGAUGCCGAUGCCGGAUGAGGUGAUUGAAUCUGGGCUGGUGCAGGAUUUCGAUGCCAGUUUGUCUGGAAUCGGCCAGGAACUGGGGGCAGGAGCCUACAGUAUGAGUGAUGUCCUUGCACUGCCAAUCUUCAAACAGGAAGAGUCCAACUUGCCUCCAGAAAAUGAGAAUAAACUAUUACCCUUUCAGUAUGUCCUUUGUGCUGCUACCUCUCCAGCUGUGAAACUCCACGAUGAAACACUUACGUAUCUUAACCAAGGGCAGUCUUAUGAAAUUCGGAUGCUUGACAAUCGGAAAAUUGGGGAGUUGCCUGAAAUCAAUGGCAAAUAUGUGAAGAGUAUUAUCAGAGUGGUGUUCCAUGACCGGCGUCUACAGUACACUGAGCACCAGCAGUUGGAAGGAUGGAGGUGGAAUCGGCCAGGAGACAGGAUCCUAGAUUUAGAUAUCCCAUUAUCAGUGGGGAUUGUUGACCCCAGAGCAAAUCCAACACAACUAAAUACAGUGGAGUUUCUGUGGGAUCCUUCAAAGAGAACCUCUGUAUUUAUCCAGGUGCAUUGUAUUAGCACUGAAUUCACGACGAGGAAACAUGGAGGAGAAAAAGGUGUGCCUUUUCGAAUUCAAAUUGAUACAUUCAAAGAAAAUGAAAAUGGUGAUUAUACAGAGCAUCUACAUUCAGCUAGCUGCCAAAUCAAAGUGUUCAAGCCAAAAGGCGCUGAUAGAAAACAGAAAACAGAUAGGGAAAAGAUGGAAAAACGAACUCCUCAGGAGAAGGAAAAGUAUCAGCCUUCUUAUGAUACAACUAUUCUUACAGAGUGUUCUCCAUGGCCAGACAUCUCCUAUGUUAACAAUACGGCAUCUCCUGGAUUUAGCAGUUCGCAGGGCAGCUUUACCAUUGCUGAAGGAAAUGGAUCGCCUCACCAUCAGCCUGACCCAGUUCCUGCAACCACUGAUACACUGGGAUCCUUUCGAAAGUGGGCUUGUCGGGAACUGUCCGUGUCUCCCGUCUCCGAAAAUCAGAAUCUGUUGCCAACAGCCACACCUCAGGACGCUCAGCAGUGGUUGCACAGAAAUCGAUUUUCUCCAUACUGCAGGCUCUUCGCAAACUUCUCUGGUGGAGAUCUGUUAAAGCUGACUAGGGAUGACGUUAUCCAAAUCUGUGGUCCUGCAGAUGGAAUCCGACUCUUCAAUGCUCUAAAAGGGAGGUAA